Molecule: messenger RNA, 2392 nt
Organism: Phytophthora sojae
Lineage: Eukaryota; Oomycota; Peronosporomycetes; Peronosporales; Peronosporaceae
Exons: 1
Coding region: 752-1792 (346 amino acids)
Source: RefSeq, a predicted model, not a curated record
AGGGUAGCAAGUCUUUGAAGGUGAGAAGCUCACUGUUGCACAGGGCCUCCGAAAAUAGCAUUGUCAAUAACAUUAUUUCAGAAAAUAACAAUAAAUUACGCAUUUCGGCGGGUUCAGCCAUCUACCGUGAUAAUUUAUUGAUGUGCUUUGUGAUAUUACAUAAUUUAUGACAGUUACCCUUAUAUAAUAAUGUUAGCGUUUUACCAGUCAUCUUCUCGCUUCCAGUCGUUCAGAAGAACUGGAAUCACUGGUUGUCUGCGUUGCUAGUUGCAGCUCAUUUGGCAGCGCUCACUUUUUAAUUUUCACUUCUCAAGCCUCCAAGACCUCAUCCAGCAUGGUUCGCGCUAUCCGCCCCCCCCCUCGCCCUAUCUACACGAACUCCCAAGUCUCGGGGUUUUACUUCCGCCCGUGUCGGGACGAGAACGACGAGGUGAUUCUCGAGUAUUUCCGUUGCCGUUGCGGCACGGUUCGGAAGCAAAAUCAUAGGAACGGGUACUCCAACCUGAUGCAACAUAGCAGGCGGGAGCACCCUGGCUACGAGACCGUCAUGCUCGACGCUACGACGGCGGAGACAGGCUCCCUCGUGAACUUCGUCCGCCACUCGGCGCUCAACCUCCACGGCUGGAUGGUUUGGAUUGUCAUGUGCAACCUGCCACUCCCUUUUUGUGAGAGCCGAGAAGCUCGGCGGUACGUGUAUGCAUAAGGUCAUUGUGUUUACAUUACUACGGAAACUAACAACUAUACUUUAUGGAUGUUAUUCAGCUACUCCAGCCUGGACCCCAUCUCGGAGGAAACGCUGCGGGCUGGCAUGGACGGGGUCGUCGUCGCCGUCGAGCGUUCGAUUGCGUCGGAGCUCCCAGCACGCUUCGGCAUCAUGCUCGACGGCUGGACACACGCAUCUGAGCACUACAUCGCCGUGUUCGCGUGCUAUGAGGUAACCGGCUGUCCCAAGACAACGCUACUCAGCAUGGCCCCGCUGCUGGACGCGCUGGACGACGAUCUCUCCGCGCAGGGCCAUCUCGAGUUUCUAGCGACCACGCUGCCGCGCGAUUACGGCGUACAGCUUGCGCAGUGUCGCUUCCUCGUGGCUGACAACUGCGCCUUAAACCGGCGGCUGGCAACUCUUAUGAGUGUGCCGCUUGUUGGUUGCGCAAGCCACCGCCUGAACCUUGCUGUUCAGGCGGACAUGGCGUCGCAUGAGGAGGACCUGGCUGUUGUGCAGGCGCUCAUGAUAAAUUGCGUACUCUCACCCAAUCUGCCAAACUACGGUAAGCGCCAAUGUGUAUGUGUGGUGUGUCAAUAUGUCUCUAACACAUUUGUGUACUUUUGUAAUUUUUUACAAAAUAGGUUGAAAACGCCACUUCGGCCUGUCAUUCGCCAGGACACGCGCUGGGGCUCUACGUUCGAGAUGGUACGGCGCUACCUCCAGCUCCUCGAGUUUCUUGACGCCGAAGACGACGACCUCAUGGACCUGCUGCCGCCGCUGGCGAUGAACAAGCGACUGCGGGCAUUGUACCAGGAGCUGUGCGACAUCGAGUCGGUCUCGAAGGCCCUUCAAGGCCACGACGUCGACCUGCUGGACGCUCGCGAGUGGUUCGACGAGCUGAUCGCUGUCAAGCCACAAUAUGGGCGCUACAUUGGUAAGUUUAUAACUGUUAAAUUUGUGUUUAAUAUUUUCACUAACAAUUGUAUAAUGGUUUUUAUUUUGCAGGGCCUCGGGCCAACAUUGUGCACAGCCCAGAUUUUGAGGCUGGGUGUGUACGCGUUCUCCGCGGGAAGGCGCAGCGGCUGACGCGUGCUGAAAAGGCCGCUUUGCAGCCCUACGAAGCUGCCAGACCGGACGACGCGGCCGCGAGUGAAGUGGAGGAGGAUCCAGCCGCGUCGUUCGUGGAGCGUCUUCGGAAGCGCCGGCGGCUUGCACAGGACCGUGUCAAGUAUGAGCAGCUGAAGAGCAUCCCACCCACGUCGAACGUGGUGGAACGCUUCUUCAGCAUUGCUCGGGUGACGUUUGGUCACCAACGACACGGCCUGCUGCCACGCACGCUUGAGACGAUUUUGUUUCUCCGCCAGAAUCGGUCGUACUGGGAUGCAACGACUGUGGACAAUUUGAGCUAGAUGAUAAGCUAACUGGUGUCUUGUUAAUAGACUUCAUGCUUUUCAUAAUGGCAUUAUUUAUUGUGGUGCGUUGGGGGCACUGCCAUAAUGUACUGUUGUAUUGGUAGGAGCGUCAGGGGAUAAUUUAUUCAGCAACGCCCAACCUACUAAAUAAAAAUGCCAUAUUCGGAGGCCCUGCUGUUGCAUCGCUAUAUUCUGCGGCAUCAUGACGUGUGUUACUGUACUAUUAUAUGAUGCAGGCGCAUGGCCAAGAUAACGAUGGAUAGCAAAACCUGGU